AUGCGGGGUCGUCUCCUCCUUCCGGCCGCGCGAACCGCGCCUGCGGCACCACGUCAUGCAACGCCCGCGCUGCGCCCUGGCGGCCGCCCCGUUCGUCGCUCCGAGCAACGGGCGCGGGAGGGAGCGCCGAGGUGUCGCAUGUGCCGCAGCACGAUCGCGCGGGCGUCGCAGAUAGACGAGGAAUCCGAGGACGCGAACCAACUCCUGACGCUGCUCAACCUCGCUAUCAAAAACGAAGACUACGCGCAGGCCUCGCAGCUGCGCGACCGUAUCCAGGAAGUCCUCGGGGUGAGCGACAUCAGGGACGCGAGCUGGCACAAGCCCGGCGUGCCCGAGUGGCUGGCGGACCGCGCGGAGCAGCUCGAUUUCCGGAUCACCACUCCCAUCCAGCGCCGCGCCCUCGAAACGCUCCUUUCCGGCAAGGACGCGAUCGUCAAGUCCAUUACAGGGUCGGGGAAGACGCUGGCGUGCCUGAUCCCGGCGCUGUCGAGGCUGGACUACACGGUGCCCCUGGACGACGUGUUGUCGCCGCAGCUCGUGGUGGUAACCCCCACGCGGGAGCUGGGCGUUCAGAUCGUGCUGCUGAUCUUCAAGCUGUUCGGCGGUAACAUAUCUUCGCGCAUGCCGGGCGACAAGGGCAACAUGUUCAACUACCAGGGCCCGCGCGGGCUCAAGGUCCGCGGCGUACUGUCCGCGGAGGAGGCGUACUUUGCGUCAGACAUGCGGUACCUCAAAGGGGCGCACGUGAUCGUGGGGACGCCGCAGUGGCUGGCCGCGGCGGUCGAGGCGGAGGACCGCUCCGUCGUGCUCGACGCGGUGCGUGUGCUGUGGGUCGACGAGGCGGACGAGUGCCAGCAGAACUUCGAAGGACCGCUGGCGAAGGUGUACGCGACGGUGGCCAAGCCGCGGCCCCUGAAGGACGGCACGCAGCUGCCGAAGGCGCAGGUCAUUCUGUCGGGCGCGACCAUCGCGGACGAGGACGUCGAGGCCGCUCAGGCCGCCGGGGCGCUCACGGGGAAGCCGGCGUUCGUGUCGGCGGGGCGGCAUGCGCUGCCCCCCGGGAUCGCGCACCGGUACUGCGUGGUGCCGUCGCAGGAGGCGCGGCUGCUCGCGGUGGCGCGCAUGAUGAAGGCCGAGGUCGAGAAGGGCGACGCGGACUCCCCCCCGCCGCGCGUCCUCGUCUUUGCCAACUCAGACGUCGAGGUCAAGGCGGCCGCGCAGCCCCUCCGCGGCGCCCUGUGGGGCGUCCACAAGAUGUCGGUCCUGCUCCCGUCGGGCGAGGAGCCGAUCCUCGCGAUGGAGUCCUUCCGCGACAACCGCUCCUCGCUGAUGCUGUGCAGCCCCGCGGCGUCCCGCGGGAUCGACUUCCCCUCGGUCAGCCACGUGUACACUCUGGGUCUGCCGCAGGACGAGGACUCGUACGUGCACGCGACGGGGCGGUCGGGGCGCGUGGGGUCCACGGUGCGCGGCGUCGCGACGGCGAUCGUGGAGGCCGGCGCGGAGGAGGCGGCGUACCUGCGCAUGAUGGAGGGGCUCGGUAUCGAGCCGGAGAGGGUUGAGGUGCCGGGGGCGGCGUUCCGGACGGCGCUGCACGAGGGCAGCGGCGACGAGUGGAUCGUGGAGGAGCUGGGCGAGGACAGGACGGAGGAGGCGCGGCAGGCGCUGGAGGAGCUCAUGAUGCUGUACGCGACAGAGGAGGAGCGGCUGGAGCGGGCGCGGGCGUUCGACAGGGCGAACGACCCGGACGACGACAUGCUCGAGGGGAAGUCGGAUCUGCCCGGGAGGUUCGGGGACGCGGGGGGCGGGGAGGGGGGUGCUGGUGGGGAGGGGGGCGUGAUUGACGUGGAGGCGGAGGACGUUGGCGGGGAGGGCGACGGAGGGGCCGGCGAGGAGACGUGA
Molecule: messenger RNA, 1899 nt
Organism: Pedinophyceae sp. YPF-701
Lineage: Eukaryota; Viridiplantae; Chlorophyta; Pedinophyceae
Source: the annotation of a GenBank genome assembly